Diospyros lotus (date-plum) is the source of this 992-nucleotide messenger RNA. Its product is annotated as NEDD8-conjugating enzyme Ubc12. Gene Ontology annotation, molecular function: NEDD8 transferase activity. Gene Ontology annotation, biological process: protein neddylation. Gene Ontology annotation, cellular component: nucleus. Lineage: Eukaryota; Viridiplantae; Streptophyta; Magnoliopsida; Ericales; Ebenaceae. Bases 152 to 697 code for a protein of 181 amino acids. The record is from RefSeq and is a predicted model, not a curated record. The transcript is spliced from 6 exons.
CAGACGUUUGAUAUUCCCCGUUUUCGCAAUAUACAUCUGUAUCUGUCUCUGUAUAUUUUUACUUUCUCUCUCACUUUAUAUAUACGCAUAUAUUCUUCAUCUCCUUGUGUAUUUUCGCUUCGGCAUCCGUUGAUUAUUGCAAUCCGGAAGCAUGAUUAAUCUUUUCAAAGUGAAGCAGAAGCAGAGGGCUGAAAAUGCACAUGGGACAACAACAGGCAAGAAGCAAACUGCAGGUGAAUUACGCCUUCACAAAGAUAUUGGUGAACUGAACCUACCAAAAAGCUGUAACAUAUCAUUUCCCAAUGGCAAGGAUGAUCUGAUGAACUUUGAGGUUACCAUUCGACCUGAUGAAGGAUACUAUGCAGGUGGUACAUUCACAUUCUCCUUUCAAGUUCCACCCGUGUACCCUCAUGAGCCCCCGAAGGUCAAGUGCAAGACUAAGGUCUAUCAUCCUAACAUAGACUUGGAAGGCAAUGUCUGUCUAAACAUUCUACGAGAAGACUGGAAACCCGUUCUCAAUAUAAACACCAUAAUCUAUGGACUCUUUCAUCUCUACACGCAACCUAAUCAUGAAGACCCCCUUAAUCAUGAUGCUGCUGCUGUAUUGAGAGACAACCCGAAGUUGUUCGAGUCCAAUGUGAGAAGGGCGAUGGCGGGUGGUUAUGUGGGACAGACCCUCUUCCCGCGGUGCAUGUAGCUUCGCUGCUGCUGCGUGUGCAUCGAGGUUCAUUGCUUAAAGGUCCAAAAUCUGUAAUUGGAUUACUGCUUUUGCGCUCCUCCCCCCCCCCCUCCAUGUAUUGUUAGGGAAACUCAUCAAUCCUUGGAAAGCGUCAAGCGUUGUGUCCGUAUCUUGGUGUAACCUGUCAUAUGUUUGUCUCGUUCUCUCUCUCUCUCUUUAUUUUUUGGGUCUAAAUUGAAUAGUUAAAACAGCUGGGUGGAUUGUGGUCAUUCAAUCUUUCUUUGUUUCUAUGCAUUUAGAAUGGUUUGAGCUA